Molecule: messenger RNA, 1445 nt
Organism: Orussus abietinus
Lineage: Eukaryota; Metazoa; Arthropoda; Insecta; Hymenoptera; Orussidae
Product: DALR anticodon-binding domain-containing protein 3
Exons: 5
Coding region: 90-1400 (436 amino acids)
Biological process (GO): arginyl-tRNA aminoacylation; tRNA C3-cytosine methylation
Molecular function (GO): arginine-tRNA ligase activity; tRNA binding; ATP binding
Source: RefSeq, a predicted model, not a curated record
AAAUGAAAUAUCGGGUUUAGGUUUGGGAUGCUGAUACCUAUUUAACUUAAAUGUCACUUUCAUGUGUAAAAGUAAACUUUCUUUAAAGAAUGGGUAUGAGCGUUCAAAUAAGGACGCUGGUUGAUAAUAUACUCAAAGAGCUCAUAGGUGAAAGAAUUGAAAAUGUAUCCGUUGUCAAAAUAAAUUCUAGUAAUUUAUCAAAUAACGGAGAUUUGUCUAUCUUAAUUAAUCUUUGCGCGUGGAAGGAUUAUAUUUCUCCUGAAAUCGAAGACGAAUUGAUGAAUAUCUUGGAGUAUUAUUUUUAUAGGAAUGAACAAUUCAUAUUGCAUUCAUCCGAUGAGACUGCAGAAAAGGUUUUUGAGGCAUUAAUACAUUCCAGCAGAAAUUGGCCACUGAAAAUAGAAAAAUGUACCCUGCAGAAGGAACGUGUUUGUAUUUUCUUAAAUCGACCACAUGCAAUGGCAACAGCAAUUAAAACCAUUAUUGAGUUUGGUUCCAAUUAUGGAAGGGCUCUUUCAAAUGAAAAGAAUUUUGCCAUAGAGGUGCUUCCAGACUUUGAAUCCCAUCUUACAAACGUACGUCUGCACAUUAUUAAAGAUGUAACCCGGAACAUCCUCAGAUUGCAAGGAUAUCAAAUAUCAGAAAAUGGUCAUUUCAAACACAUCUUAACAGUUAAAUCUCAAGGUGAAAUUGAAAAUAAUUAUAAACGAAUUGUAUGUGGUGUGGUAAAAAGCUCCCAAAUGGGGACAAAGGAAAAAGAACUAACAUGGGACAUGUACAUUACAAGGAUAAUGGAUAAAUUGUCGCAUACAGUUAGUCAGAAAUUUUUCAGUGAAAAUGCCAUGAUUGACGAUUACAACGAUGUUCUCAAUAUCGCCAAAGCAGUAGCAACGUUUGAACUUUUAUCGGUAAAGCCAAGCCGUGCUGUGCUCCUUAAAGCUGACACAAAUUAUAUCGAUAACGUCAUUAAUAAGAAAGGGGGGUUGUUCGUAUUAUAUAACACAGUUAGGAUAGCCGCAAUCUUUGAGAAGUAUAACGAACGAAGGUGUAAAGGGAUGUAUCCUGCGCUAACGCAUAUCGACGACGUGGAUUUUUCAUUGCUAACUCAAGAGGAAGAAUGGGAACUCGUUUAUAAUUUUAUUUUAGGAUAUUCUAAAUUGAUAGAAAACGGUAUAAGGCACGAACCAACUCUUGAACCGUGUCCACAAGUUGUAUGCGCUUUCUUAUCCCAGCUGUGUAAAAUGUUCAGCGUCUACUAUUGCAGAUUUCGUGUUUUAACGGAAAGACGACACCAUUUGAUACCGACGAUGAUGGCAAAAUUGUAUCUGUUGCAGAGUUUACAGAUCGUUUUACACAACGCUCUCGCAAUAUUAGGCAUCGAUCGUAUAUCGCACAUGUAACAAAGCAGCGAAUUUAAUUCGAAUAAAUCAUUUCUCUAGCCCGAG